AUGAAUAAUAGAUUAUCAUCUUCUCAUGUUCUGUUUGGAAUACUGGUAGCAUUAUCAACACCAAUAUUAAUCAACUUUAUUAGGAACAACUACAUUCUAUCAAAUUUUCGAUUACUAUAUUAUCCCGCCCAAUAUCAUGGUAACCAUAUCUCUUCCGACUAUUUCGAGGGCUGGUACUUCAAACUAGUUAGUGAGGACAAGACUGCUUCGCUGGCUGUCAUUCCAGGAAUAUUCAAAGGAAACAUUGGAUACAAAAGUAUUCGCAAAGAAAACAGCAAAAGCGACGCUGAUAACUAUCACAAACAUAACGACUAUUCUCUCGAUGACUCUCAUGCAUUCGUUUUGUUGAUAAACAGAGGCCACGAAUGUCUUUAUUAUCGUUACGAUGUUAAUGAGUUUAAGUCUGUGAACACAAAAGAGAAGGAUGCUUUCCAAAUAACGAUCGGACAUAACCACUUUCGACACGAUGAGAUGGUCCUAUCGCUUCCAUCUUCUCACUUGUGGCAGCCAACCGAUUCAGAAUACGAAACUUUUUUAUCAUCAGUGAUGACAGAUUAUCGUCGUCUUCUUCCGGCAGAGAAUAAUACAACAGAGCUCGAGGUUGUGCGUCAUCCACAUAUUCCAUACUCAAUACGCGGAGUAAUUGCAUUCGAGAAUGUGACACCAUUAAAGUCUACCAUGACUAUUCCGUCUGUGAUGGGUAUAUUUCAAUAUAUUCCAUGGCUGGAAUGUUUUCAUCAAAUUAUUAGUCUUGAUCAUAUUGUGCAUGGAGAGAUAACAUUCAUUAACGACAAGUUUGUUGAGACGAGUAUCGAUUUGGAGAAUGGGAGAGGAUACAUUGAGAAGGACUGGGGAAUCAAUUUUCCGAAAACGUGGAUUUGGGCCCAAUCUAACAAUUUUAUAAAGGAAGCUGGUAAUUCCAUACUGGUAAGUAAGCCGGUAGGCAUCAAUAGUGGAUUAGGACAUAUUUUGCUUUUCGACUCACCUUACCAACCGAUGCUUCCUCUCCCCAUUCAGAUAUCAAUCGCCGAGGUACCGCUUGUGCAGUCAUUCUAUCACAUAGCGGGAGCUUUGAUCGUGGUCCAUCAUUCCAGUACUAAUGUCACAUACAACUUCAGUACAUACAAGCUACCUCAUCGUCAUUCGCUCAAAGUUACACUUGAUCCGACUACUCACAUUCAAAACGUUUAUCUGCAUGUGUCUGACAGAGACAACAACCAUUUAGAAGUUAACGUAUGGAGAAAAGCAGGCACCGGAGUUCCAUUACGUGCUCCUAAUAAAGAGCACAAGAAGAUGAUAUUGACUGUUGAAGAGAAUCUGGAUGCAGAGAUGACUGUCAAGAUGUGGAAUGGAAAUGAAGGUGGAGACGUCGAGGUUAUUAUGGAUGAUACAGCUGUAUCGGCUGGACUGGAGAUUGUUGGAGAUGUCGUGAAGUUGGGAAAAGAAUAUGCCGGAUGA
Molecule: messenger RNA, 1458 nt
Organism: Paraglomus brasilianum
Lineage: Eukaryota; Fungi; Glomeromycota; Glomeromycetes; Paraglomerales; Paraglomeraceae
Source: the annotation of a GenBank genome assembly